AUGUCUGAGUCAACUCCCGCGAGUGCGCCAAAGCCGAGCAGUAGUGUCAAACUGGUACUUCUGGGAGAAGCCGCUGUAGGAAAGUCCUCGCUGGUGCUGCGAUUCGUCAACAAUGACUUCCAGGAGAACAAGGAGCCCACAAUUGGAGCUGCCUUCCUGACUCAGAAGUGCUCGCUUCCCACCCGAACAAUCAAGUUUGAGAUCUGGGAUACCGCCGGUCAGGAGCGCUUUGCUUCGCUCGCCCCCAUGUACUACCGUAACGCCCAGGCGGCGCUCGUGGUCUACGAUGUGACCAAGCCCUCUUCUCUGACAAAGGCCAAGCAUUGGGUGGCGGAACUGCAGCGACAAGCCAGUCCUGGCAUUGUUAUUGCUCUGGUAGGCAACAAGCUGGAUUUGACGAAUGAUGGCGGCGAGACACCCGCCGAGGCUGAGCGAGAAGCCACGGAGGGAGACGAUGCUGGCGAGAACCAGGAAGAGCACGAGGAUAACACGCCUGGUGAUGCUCGAAAGGUGCCGACGCGGGAGGCCAGUACGUAUGCGGACGAGGAGGGACUUCUCUUCUUCGAGACCAGCGCCAAGACCGGGUUGAAUGUGACGGACGUCUUUACUGCGAUUGCCAAUGCCAUUCCAGAGAGCAGUCUGAAGAGUGGACGAGGCGCUGGCGCAGGCACCGGGCAGACUACUAUUGGGGGUGGCGGUCGAUCGACCGACGACUCACGAGUCAACCUUGGGGAUCGCGGUGCGGCGACGGCGAAGGAGGGAUGCGCUUUCCUAAACAGGCAGACCCCAGCUAAGCGAGGCCGAGCCUCCGAUCCCACAGCGCCCAAACUCCGCCCUCACAAGUCGCAAUUUGAAUUGCUCUCCGUCGACCAACCCGCCAGCAACCACAUCAAAGGGACAGCACCCCCAGCAGCAGCACAGUCAGAUCUCCCUGUCUGCACUACAUUCCCUUUCAAAAUGGCUGCCAUCAACAAGAUCGCCCACAACUCGCCCUCGAGGCAGAACCCCUCCGAGCUGGAGACCGCGAUCGCGGGUGCUCUCUUCGACUUGGAGAGCAACACACAGGACCUGAAGGCUACUCUCCGGCCUCUGCAGUUCGUGUCUGCUCGUGAGGUCGAGGUCGGCCACGGCAAGAAGGCUGUCAUCGUCUUCGUCCCCGUCCCUCUCCUCCAGGCCUUCCACAAGAUCCAGCAGCGCCUGACCCGCGAACUCGAGAAGAAGUUCUCCGACCGCCACGUCCUCUUCGUCGCUCAGCGCCGCAUCCUCCCCAAGCCCAAGCGCUCCGUCAACUCCCGCACCAACCAGAAGCAGAAGCGCCCCCGUUCCCGCACCCUCACGGCCGUCCACGACGCCAUCCUCGACGACCUCGUCUACCCCGUUGAGAUCGUCGGCAAGCGCACCCGCACCAAGGAGGACGGCUCCAAGACGCUCAAGGUUAUCCUCGACGAGAAGGAGCGUGGUGGUGUUGACCACCGCCUCGACGCCUACGGCGAGGUCUACCGUCGUCUGACGGGUCGUGCUGUCGUUUUCGAGUUCCCCCAGGGUGCCUCUGAGUACUAG
Messenger RNA from Aspergillus mulundensis, 1560 nucleotides. RefSeq names its product 40S ribosomal eS7 domain-containing protein. Lineage: Eukaryota; Fungi; Ascomycota; Eurotiomycetes; Eurotiales; Aspergillaceae. Gene Ontology annotation, molecular function: GTPase activity; GTP binding; structural constituent of ribosome. Bases 1 to 1560 code for a protein of 519 amino acids. The transcript is spliced from 6 exons. Gene Ontology annotation, cellular component: 90S preribosome; ribosome; cytosolic small ribosomal subunit. Gene Ontology annotation, biological process: rRNA processing; ribosomal small subunit biogenesis; translation. The record is from RefSeq and is a predicted model, not a curated record.